AGCUUUCAGCGCGGGGCGGACUCGCCCGCCUUUGGAGGCGUUGGUUUCUGUUUCUGUCUAUCUUACGCACUAUCUCCGCCCUCAGGGGAGAGACUUCUCCGUUUUGCCGAGCACCUCUUUUUCCACGCACUGAUGCUAAAUCAAAAUCAGGUGUGACGGACCGCGAGAGCGCAAAGGACACGGCGACAAUUUGGCACCGGACCCCCCUCCUCCUCCACCCCUCUGUCUCUCUUCCUCUCUCUCUCUCUCUCGUUAUGAAUUUCUGGAUUAUGGAGACGUCGUUAUGCCACGCAGGGUGAACUACAGACGCUUUCCAAGAUUAAAUCACCCCAGCUAGAAGCGAGGAAAAAUGUGCACGAAUGAGAUAUUGCUCAGAUGCUGCUGCACAUCUCCGGGAUUUCGCCUGUAAAUACCUUUUGGGAUGUUUAUUUUUGUGCUUUUGUGGUUUUCAGUGCGCGCAGUGUGCAGUAGAUUUGUGUGGUGCUUAGAGCUGGCUUAGCCCAGAGGCUACUUGAUAAUUAUCCCCUUUUUAAUAUCAAUAACCGGCAUGAUCAAUGUGCAGCUUGCUGUAGUUGUGGCCGUACAGAAUCCGUGUUGUGUCGUUUAUCUCUGUAGAGUGUUUCAAAUGUAAAUAGAAGUGAUAAAUGAUGAACUAAUUGGCUCUGUGAAUCGUUACACCAAACGCGCUAACAGGAGUUCAUAUUAUUCCCAGAUUAUAAAUCGACGCAGGGGCUGUUUGAAGUCACAUGUGCCCAGAACAAACAAUUAAGAUGACAAAAACCGUCCUCAGAAGAGAUUCUCUUUAUUACCGAGGAAGCUGCAUUGGGAUCACAUCUCAGUUCCUGGAUUGCGAUAGAGUUGGAGGACAGGGAGCAGAGGAAGAAGAGAGGGAGGAGAAGCAGAGGAGAGCUGCUGAGCCGCACGAUAGGGCUGCUGAUAGGCAAGCUUUGGCUUCAGUGAUGGACUGAGCUGAAGGUGGCAGCCAGCUUCACGCUUUCCUCCAGAGCCUUCACACCUGACGAAGGGCAUGUAUGGACACACUUGCAGCAUAGGUGAGAACAGGAGGAGCUGCCCACGUUGAACAAAACAAAUUGGUCCUCAUGAUUAAAACACAACUGUCUCUCAAAGAGGACAACACUGGCCUUUUAUUUGGAAAUCAUCUCUCAGGUCUGCACAAACUGGUUCUACCUUUGUCCCAUGAUAAAAAAGCUAGUAAACCUGGAACCUCAGCACCUUCCCAAGUGCCCUGGAAACCCACCGGAUUCAGUCUGCAUCCACAGAUGUAACUAAGCUUAUCAAGAUUUCUUCACCAGGAAGUCCUGUUUUUUUGGCUGCAUGGACACAUCUUCAAAGACGUGGCUGCCGCAUCAGAGUCAGUUUGGGUUGGUUGGUCAAGCGGAGGUUUGCUGUGGUGGAUCUGGAGUUUUAACCCCAAACCAAUCUCGCAGGGCAAGUUUUGCCUCUGUAAGGCAGUCAAGCAUGGAAACCCCUCCCAAUGCCACCCCACAGCCCUUCAGACAGCCGAGUUUUCUCAAUCGAAGGUUGAAGGGCUCCAUCAAGAGGGCCAAAAGUCAGCCCAAACUGGACCGGACCAGCAGCUUCAGACAAAUGAUUUUGCCCCGGUUUCGUAGUGCCGACCAAGAGAGGACACGACUGAUGCAGAGCUUCAAAGAAUCCCACUCCCAUGAAUCCCUACUUUCUCCUAGCAGCGCUGCAGAGGCUCUAGACCUAGUUCUGGAUGAGGAUGCCAUAAUAAAACCUGUCCACUCUAGCAUUUUAGGACAAGAGUACUGCUUUGAGGUGACCACCAGUUCAGGGACAAAAUGUUUUGCCUGCCGAUCGGCUUCAGAGAGAGACAAGUGGAUUGAAAAUCUGCAACGAGCUGUCAAACCGAACAAGAAGUCCACAUGUCAUUUUCAGGACAACAGCAGGCGGGUGGACAAUGUGCUCAAACUGUGGAUUAUUGAGGCUCGAGACCUUCCGGCUAAGAAACGCUACUAUUGCGAGCUGUGUCUGGAUGACAUGCUGUACGCACGCACCACCAGCAAACCCCGGACCGACACCGUCUUCUGGGGCGAGCAUUUUGAAUUUAACAAUUUGCCUACCAUUCGUAGCCUUCGUUUACACCUCUACAAGGAAACUGACAAAAAAAGACGCAAGGAGAAAAGCACAUAUCUUGGCCUUGUCAGCAUCCCCAUCUCCAGCAUCACAGGCCGGCAGUUUGUUGAGCAGUGGUACCCGGUGAUACAGUCCAGUGUCUUGGCCAAAAGCGGUGGUGUUGGAAGUGCCAAAGUGAUCAACGCCUCACUACGUGUCAAGUCUCGCUACCAGACAAUGAACAUCCUCCCGAUGGAGCUGUACAAAGAGUUUGCAGAGUACAUUACCAACAAUUACCGAACACUGUGUGCAGUUCUGGAGCCGCUACUGAGUGUGAAAAGCAAGGAGGAGGUGGCGUUCGCUCUGGUGCACAUACUUCAAAGCACCGGGAAGACAAAGGAGUUCCUCUCCGACAUGGCAAUGUGCGAGGUGGAUCGAUUCAUGGACCGCGAGCACUUGAUCUUUCGGGAGAACACAUUAGCAACAAAGGCUGUGGAAGAGUACCUCAAACUGAUAGGUCACAGAUACCUCAAAGAUGCUAUAGGUGACUUCAUUCGAGCCUUAUAUGAGUCUGAGGAGAACUGUGAGGUGGAUCCCAUGCGUGUCCCACCGUCGGUCCUCGCUGACCAUCAAGCCAACCUUCGCAUGUGUUGUGAGCUGUUACUCUGCAAGAUCAUCAACUCUCUCUGCAUUUUUCCCCGGGAGCUGAAGGAAGUUUUCGCCUCAUGGAGAGCUAGAUGUGCUGAGCGUGGAAGAGAGGAUCUUGCUGACAGCCUCAUCAGCUCCUCCCUGUUUCUACGCUUCAUGUGCCCAGCCAUCAUGUCCCCCUCUCUGUUCAACCUAAUGCAGGAGUAUCCCGCCGAACGCGUGUCCCGCACACUCACCCUCAUAGCCAAGGUGAUGCAGAACCUGGCCAGCUUCAGCAAAUUUGGACCAAAGGAGGAAUACAUGUAUUUCAUGAAUGAGUUCCUAGAGAUGGAGUGGGGCUCCAUGCAACAGUUUCUUUAUGAGAUUUCCAACAUGGACACCGGAGGAAAUGCCGGAGGGUUUGAGGGCUACAUUGACCUCGGCAGAGAAUUGUCCAUGCUCCACAGCUUACUGUGGGAAGUCAUGGGCCAGCUUAGCAAGGAUGCUAUCCUCAAGCUCGGACCCCUGCCACGGCUGCUGAAUGACAUCAGCGUCGCCUUGAGGAACCCGCAGCUCCACAUGCCCACAAAUCACCAGCCAGACCGACCGAAGGACAGACUUUUCUCACGGCCAUCCUUCAAUCGUCUCAUGUCCUCUGACUUUCAAAGCCUUAUGAUGCGUGACUUAAACAGUUCAAUAGACAUCUCUCGCCUGCCUUCUCCUACGACGGGAGUCUCAGCUGUAGAGUCCCUCUCAUCUAAUCUGAACAUGAGGCGACAGGCAGAACGAGACCUCCGCUCGUCGAGGGAGGUUUUCUACGUGACUCGCCCACCACUCGCUCGAUCCAGCCCUGCUUAUUGCACGAGCAGCUCGGACAUCACCGAGCCUGAUCCAAAGGUCCAUAGUGUGAAUAAAAGUGUGUCCAUGAUGGAUCUUCAGGACUCCCGUAUGAACAGCAUUUCCAAUCUGAACUCUGUUGGAGACAUGCUGACCUCCUCUCAAGCCUCCAUCGCCGGCCUGGGCCACAGCUUCGGGAACCUCUGCGGUCCUCUUCGUAUGGGAGGGCAUAUGCCGGCAGGCUCAGCGGGCUCUGGGUUGAGGCUGAGCCAGAUGGGCCACAUAGGGGGGCCCACCGAAUCCAUCUCUCAACAGCAGCAGCAGGCAGCGGCAGCCAUGCACUUCCCCCUGUCCUUCCAGAACCCACUAUUCCAUCUGGCUGCCCAGAACUCCCCGGCUCAGUCUCAGCCUCCCCCUCCUCUCCUCCUCGCCCCUGAGCCCGAGAACGGCCACCACGACUAUCAGCCAGCCUUUGGCAACAACGCCUUCUCCCGCAGCGAGGACUUGUCCGGCCUGCGGUCACAGAGCAGUCUGGUGCAGCCCAGCAUCGUGCACUCACACAGCUACAGCGACGAUUUCACCCGGCAGAAUCACAGCAAUGACUACGCUUGGCACCAGCUGUCACUGCAGGUGCAGGAGUCUCUCCAGCAGCAGCACCUGAUGGGAGUCACUUCUCAGACAGCCACAGGAACAGGCACCCCCGCCUCUUUGGCCACACCACCCACCACAGUUCACCCUGUUCGCCAGACAUCCAUUGCCCCGCCACAACACUUGAAGUCACAGCGUUCCAUUAACACACCAGCCACCGCUACACCUCCAAAGGUUCGCCCGCAGAGCAGGAACCUCCUGCUCGACUCUUCUGACACAAACUUCAGUGGCAGUCAGCCGAAGCAGCGUCAAACUCAGCCGCCGCAACAACAGCAGCAACAGCAGACACAGCAGCAACAACAGGAUGCACAGCUGUCUGUGACGGACAGUCCCGCUCCCGGGCUCCCAUACCAGACGAGCUCCGCCAAAGAGAACCAGGGCCCAUCAGCGGCAGCAGAGGCGUCGACAGACACACCCACAAAAAACACGAAGAAGUCUCCACAGUCGCAACUGCAGCCACCACAGCAGCAUCUGCUCAAACCAGGCAAUAAACAGGGUUCUCAGUCGACCCUGAACACCCCGGCCCUCAAUGAACGGACAGUCGCCUGGGUGUCCAACAUGCCUCACCUCUCUGCCGACAUCGAGAGCUUGCGGCCGGACCGUGAGGGCCAGCUGAAAGAGUACUCCAAGAGUAUGGAUGAGUCACGACUAGACAGGGUAAAAGAGUAUGAGGAAGAAAUCCAUUCCUUGAAGGAGCGUUUGAAGAUGUCUCAUCGCAAGCUUGAAGAAUAUGAGCAAAGGCUCAUGACACAAGAACAGCAGACAAACAAGAUCUUACAGCAGUACCAGAACCGCCUGGAAGACAGCGAGCGCCGUCUAAAGCAGCAGCAAUUGGAGAAGGACUCUCAAAUCAAAGGCAUCAUUAGCAGACUCAUGGCUGUGGAAGAUGAGCUGAGAGGGGGUGCCAUUCCUGAUAUUAAGCCUCGAAUCCUCACAGACCAGUCUAUCAGCCAAGUCUAUGGUGGCCACCCGGGAUCCUGACUGUCAAUUCCAGUGUGACCAGAGUUCAUGAUGGUCACUCGAGUGUAAGAAGACCAAUUCAGAUCCGCCUACAAAAACCUAUGAAGAGGAGUUCUGCAGUGGAUGCAGCAGGACCACUGAAGGCUUCAUCUCACAGCAUUCUUAAGAAAAAUUUUGCACAUUUUCAAACUUUGCCUGAACCAGAACUUGACAAUCAGUUUUAGCGUGAGGACCAAUGUCUGCAGAGAAUCCUCUGCACAUUUUGACUGAAAUAUAAGCCAGUGUCGCAACAAUGGCAAUACUGAACCUAAUGAGUUUCUUUAUUUUAAUUAGACGAAGUGAGAAGGGAUAUGUAAAACAUUGGGGAUGAAGAUGGUUUCAUGAUUUUCCCCGCUACAAGCAGCACUUGUGCUUCUCACUAAAGUGGCAAGAGACAAAAUGUAGAAAAGAAUUUUAACAAGCACAACAUCCCCUCAUGGUGACGCCUGUGACAAACAACAAGCGUGUUGAUAAAUCAUUUCCUAUCUAUGAUCCUCGGAUACAGGGCCCAAGCAAGACUUAUAUUACUAUUUGAUUCUGAUAAAAUCAUUUAGUAACAUAUUCUCAUGGCAAAGGUAGUAAUCAUUAUGAUUUUUGCAUCCUUUACAGCACAGCCAUCCCAUCUGAAUAGAUGCCAAACAAAUCAAUCAAUCAAUCAACUAACUGCUUUAAGUACAGUCUCCUCUUUUUAGUCAUGUUUUCUUUUGACACACAUUGUAAAGUGAGGACAACAGUUUCCUGACUCUCAGUGUAUAGAAGAAGUAUUUCUUAAAGCUACUAAACCUUUUUAAUAAUGGAAAUACAAAAAUAAUCUGAGAGUAUAAUGUGUUUUGUUCACUUUGUAAUAAUAACAUUAAUCAUAAUAAAGAAUGUGAUAUUUCAAAACAAUGAUACAAAGUGCUUCAUAAGUCAUAGUCCAUAGACAUGAAAGAAAAUGUUGGAUUUAAAAGAGCGUUCCAACAAUUUCUGCACAAUACAAGAGCACUAUCCAGCCUGUGAAAACAGAUUAUCAUGUCUUCUGUGGGUCUGUGGAGGAGCUCUGUCAGGUCUGAGAAAAUAAUAUUUCAGCCUGGGCUCAGACUCUGCAGUACAAACUAGGGGUUUGAAGUUUGACAGAUAGGAGGAUUAACCAGGCAGGGAGAGGAAGAGAUGCUGUUAGUUGCAUUAUGGAAAAUGUAUGGUCCGGCCUCUUUAGAGCUUGGAGGAACAUUUACCCCUUGUAUUAGCAUGUUAUCUGUAUCUGGAUAAUGAAAUCCACGGAGCUGUACGUACAUCACCUGUUAUAAGUGUCUGGAUUUCAAUAUACAGUUUAGUCAGACACAGCUGGUAGACAAACAAUCAUAGCAUAUCCCUUGCACAAUGACAGGGAUGGGUGUCAUUACUCUCGAAACUGCAUUUUGCACAGAAGACUUGUCAGCUGCUGCUAAUUCAUUCAAACCUUGUGUUUUUCCUUAUGCAGAUUGGACAUCCAGAUACAGAUCACAUGUUUAUGUCAUUUGUAAAUGGGGGUGAAAGAGUCCAGAACUCCAACUGAAUAUAAAGGCCAUACUAAAUGAUUGGAGAGCCACCUUCCGCAUUCAUGGAAAUCAGCUAGAGUUCAUCUGUUUACCUUUGCCUUUAAUGAAGGCUAUUAAAAAAAUUUGACAGAUGAUACUGAUGGCUGUAGUUCCAACUCAUCUUUGGUCUACAGUUUCUAAUGAAUAUGUGUCUCAUGGACAGUUACAUCCAAGAGACAGUAAACUAAUCAAGCCUCAAAGGUAACCUGAAAAUUUUCAAAAUCACCGUCUGCGCCAUUUUCAUUAUUUAUCUUUCUUUCUUUUUUUGGGGGGGGGGCUUUUUCAUGUUUUGUUGUACAGCACUUUGUAACAUUGGUUUGAAAAGUGCUGUAUGAAUAAAUUUUAAUAAAUAUGAUUAUAAACAUUAUGUGCAACUGGAAACAACUCAUAGCAAGUAGUGAAUUACUCAUCUGUUGUGAUUAAUGUUUCUGAAGCAUAGAUGUGCAACAGUUCUGCAUGUGCUUUUUAAAUGCGAGGAAAAGUAAGUGGACUUGUUGUCAGAUAUUAUUCAAAUGUACAAAAGAAAAAAAAGAAAAGGAAAAAAAAAAAACCAACCUUGACAUGGCUUUCCCAUUGGAAGCCAUCUUUUUUUAUCCAACCUGCUGACUCUUCCAUUUUUUCAGAAGAGGGUGGCAUUCAGCCUUUUGCAUUAUACAGCAUGGAAGUACUGAAAGAGAUGAAGAGAAAUCACAUAAAGAGGAGAGACAGUGACAACAACAGAACAACAGAGAGUUUCUGAGCAGGGAUAUGUAGUAUAUGUGCAUAGGAUAUGACUGCCUUACAGUCUGCGCCACAGGGCCCAAAAUAACAAUGCCAAUAUUUAAAAACUUGUAAACAUUUUUUUCUUUAUUUGUAUUUUUUUCGUUUUUUUUUUUUUUUGUAGUCAGGUGAUGAAUUACUAAGCAGUGUGUUGGUUAACUGUAUGUUAGUCAGAAUCAUUUAUAUUACAAAUUUCAUUGUUGCUAUAAUUUAUCUUAACCUCUUGCCUUUAAAAAGACAUUUAACAUUUAAAAGACAUUUUCUUUCACAAUAAAUAAAUAUCAAUGAUACAUAGCUAUAUGUUUAUGUUAUCAGAAAUGUAUAAAAUAACUUAAUGUAUAUUUAUUCUUAUAUGUAAAAUGUAUUCAAAUCAAGGGUAGGCCUUCAGGCAUGUUGAAGUUGUGGUAAAAACUGAUGCUUAUAUUAAUAAUUCUUAAUGCUGCAAUCCAGAAACUACAGUGCUAUGGCGUGACUGCGUUCAUGGGAUGAGAGCUGUGUAAUUUCCCAGCAUAGCACACUUCUGUUCUGUGGAAUAAUGAGACAAAUUCUUAAAAAGUAUUUCGCCUACGUUUGUGUAACCAAAAUAGCAGUGGUGCUUUCAAUAAUACUGGAUUGCAGUCUUAAGUAAACUUCUUAUGAAAUAUACAUUUAUUUAUUUGGCCUGCAUUGCAAUACAGUAUUUUAAAAUGUUAUACUGCACUUCUGUUUUCAUUUUAUGAGAAGCUGCAAUCCAUAAUCUGACAAAUGUUUAUGAAGACUUAACAAUAUAUGAUAUACCCAUGUAUUCUUGAAACUCUCUCUGUAUUAGCUGCAGUGGUACAGUGUGCUACCUCUGAAAUCGUGCUCUCAUCUCCCUUCUGUUCUAAGGAUCCUUAUUCUGCUUUACAUCACAACCUGAGAGGAUAACUAGAAAACCUUCGUUUAUUUAAAGACACACUGCUAACAAAAAAAGUUUCUUUCUAACCAAAUACAAAGUCAGGCUUAAUUUUCUGUCGCUUCUUCGUUGCUAUUUUUGAAUCUCUUAUAUAUAACUUUUGUCAUCACAAGGCCAUUCUACAGUUUGUCCUGUUGUAUUUAAGUGCCGUUACCAUUACCUUCAUACAAAGCUCCUCUUAAUUACUGAAUGAGAUCAAUGAUGUUCCAGGUAUUCGUCAGAGUCUCAGGUGUUACCAGGAACACAGAGAUAUUGCCAACAAGAACUUUUGAUAUCUUCAGUGUCAAAUUCAAAAAACACAGUCUUUGGUGAGUGACCAUCAUAACUAAAUACAACUCAAAAAGCACAUGAAAUGAGGGGUCUGUGUUAAGGCAACUACUCUGCUUGUAUUUUUGUUGGUUCCUGGCCCUCAUUCCAUCCAUAUAAAUAGUUUAUUUUACACCUUCUCUGGUAUUAUUUGUUACAUAAAAGGGAACAAGAGCUGCAUUUCUUGGUCCAAAUGAAAAACGUGACAAACGCUCCAGUGUAAUAAAACUUGGUGAGGAAUAUUACUAAAGUUGAAGUGCUUUAUGUUUACAGAAUCUCAACAUUUUAGAGGAUGUGUGAACCUCCGUUGACCCAAGGGGGUGUAACUGCCGCUUUGCUGCAGCUAAAGCAAGACCUAAUGAAUGAUAUGAGAUAUCUUAUAUAUUUUAAAUAAGGGUAUUUAACAUCUAUCAACAUAUAUUAUGUUUCUAAAAUGGAUGUAUAGCAUUUUGGAAUGGAAAAAGUAUUUUCUCUUGGCAGCUAUUAUUCUGCACAAUUGAUCUGCUGUGUCACAAAUAUAUAGUUGGUAGGAUUUCUGACUUGAAUUGGGCCUACUGGAUGUAAUACCUUAAUUUACUUGACAUUUCUUUUGAAAUAAGCCAUGCCCCAUGGAUAAGCCAUACCCUCCACUCCCCCUGAUGUUGUGUGGUGGAUGUUCAAUGUUGGUAGUUUUAUUUAUAAUGGUAGUUAUUGUAGGUAUGAUUGCGCUUGUAAUUAAUACUAUUAGUGUAAGUACACUUGAUUGAUAUGAUUUGUUUUGUUUGAACAAAGGGAAUGUAUUCAUUUUUCAGGUGAUUUUUUUCCGAGUGAUUUAAAUAAACAAAUAAAUCCCUAA
Scatophagus argus is the source of this 9598-nucleotide messenger RNA. RefSeq names its product ras/Rap GTPase-activating protein SynGAP-like. The coding region runs from base 1336 to 5190 and encodes 1284 amino acids. Gene Ontology annotation, biological process: regulation of GTPase activity. The record is from RefSeq and is a predicted model, not a curated record. Lineage: Eukaryota; Metazoa; Chordata; Actinopteri; Scatophagidae. The transcript is spliced from 20 exons.